AACCUCAAAACCACAAGCUAAAGAUUCUGUUCGCCCACAAAGAACCUCAAAACCACAAGCUUAAGAUUCUGGUCGCCCACAAAGAACCUCAAAACCACAAGCUUAAGAUUCUGGUCGCCCACAAAGAACCUCAAAACCACAAGCUUAAGAUUCUGUUCGCUCACAAAGAACCUCAAAACCACACGCUAAAGAUUCUGUUCGCUCACAAAGAACCUCAAAACCACAAGCUAAAGAUUCUGGUUCGCUCACAAAGAACCUCAAAACCACACGCUAAAGAUUCUGUUCGCUCACAAAGAACCUCAAAACCACAAGCUAAAGAUUCUGUUCGCUCACAAAGAACCUCAAAACCACACGCUAAAGACUUUGCUCGCUCACAAAAAUCUCAAAACCAUACGCAUAAGAUUCUGUUCGCUCACAAAAAACCUCAAAACCACAAACUUAAGACUCUUUGUUCGCUCUUGGUAGCUGUGUCAUUAACGGACUGUUAUUG
This is a messenger RNA of Limulus polyphemus (Atlantic horseshoe crab), 490 nucleotides long. RefSeq lists its product as uncharacterized. The annotation marks the transcript as partial. The record is from RefSeq and is a predicted model, not a curated record. NCBI's taxonomy places the organism in Eukaryota, Metazoa, Arthropoda, Merostomata, Xiphosura, Limulidae. The transcript has a single exon.